AUGACUGUAUCUUGCCAUGGUUAUGCCGACCUCCUGUCCCGCGGUGGACCAAACUGCCGCACUUUUCAAGGGGUCGCGCGGCAUCUUGGCUUGGUGCAAGACGAGCAGGAGUACCACUACGCACUGCGAGAGGCCGCCACUUUUAUGACCGGCCCGAGACUUCGUUCUUUCUUUGUGAUCCUCUGCAACAUGGGGGCUCCUGCAGCUCUCCUGUGGGAUGCUUUCCGUGAUUCCAUCUGCGAGGACCACAUAGAGCGUAAUCCUCUCGAUGUUGAACUGGCCUACAAGCUAGGUCUCAUCGAUAUUGAUCGGAGUCUUCGUCGGCAAGGUUCUUGCGUCGCAGAUCACGGCCUCCCCGAUGUACACGAUGACACGACGGAGUUGGGCAGAGAACUGCUCUUACACGGUGAAAAUCAACAGAGAGUGUUUGUUGAGGAGUGGGUGCCAAAGCUCUCUGAAGAUCAAAACCGCGUAUUUGAGUACGUUACCUCCGUUCUCAAUGCCCCUGCCAGCGGAACGUCGUCGAAAAUCAUUUUUCUUGACGGUCCGGGAGGCUAUGGGAAGACCACUCUGAUUCGUGUCAUUCUCGCAUACGUGAGAGGUUGUCGUCAGGUUGCACUCGCAGUCGCUAGCUCUGGGAUCGCCGCGGGUAACAUGCCUGGUGGAACUACAGCUCACAGCAUGUUCCGGUUGCCACUCGACUUCGGUGACGGCACCGGCUUUUGGAACAUCACCAACGGCUCCCAGCGAGCAGAGCGCAUCAGGGCCGCAAGGCUCAUUGUCUUUGAUGAUGCCCCGAUGGCACAUCGGUUCGUUUUCGAGGUUCUUGACAGAUCCCUGCGAGACCUCAUGCGUUCCAGUGAGCUAUUCGGUGGUAAAAUAUUCCUCUGUUGUGGCGACUUUCGCCAGAUCGCGCCUGUCGUUGUAAACGCUCGUACUCCAACUGACAUUGUUUGUGUCUCACUUCGGGCUUCCCAUCUGUGGCAGCAUUUUAAAAUUUUUGCCCUGACAACAGCUCAUCGGACUAGUAGUUCCACAGCCUAUUCCGAAUUCCUUCUUAGGGUAGGCAACGGAACUGUCAGUUCGACCACUUUCUUGGAGGGACGGAACGAACAAAGUCUAAUUCCGCUGCUCGGGAUUAGACAAGUGACGUCUUUGACUGAUUUGGUCGAUUCCGUCUUUCCCGCAAACGUCCUACUCGACUCUGAUAUGUGUUCGCGACGCGCAAUCCUCUCGAAUCUGAUAGUGAACGUCAAGGAGAUCAACGACCACAUCUUGAACUCCCUUGACGGUCAUCUGUACGAGCUGAGGAGCGCCGACACAGUUGACAGAGAGAACGACGAUGGCCUGGAUCUCGACGUUCAACUCCUGAACACGGCUACUGGCAAGGGCGUACCAGACCAUGUUCUGCGGCUGAAGAUCGGCUCUGUUUGCCUCAUUAUGAGGAACCUCAACAUCGCUGAAGGACUCGUCAACGGCACUAAAGUCAUCGUAAUCGGCAUCACCAACCGCCUGAUUACAGUGAGACUUCCCGGACAGACGCAACCUAUCGGAAUUCCCCGGAUUACCUUUACUUUUGCGUUUGUCGAGGGUUCGCCGUUACGUGUUCGUCGACGUCAGUUCCCCUUGACGGUCAUCUGUACGAGCUGA
Messenger RNA from Macrosteles quadrilineatus (aster leafhopper), 1650 nucleotides. Its product is annotated as ATP-dependent DNA helicase PIF1-like. The record is from RefSeq and is a predicted model, not a curated record. The coding region runs from base 1 to 1650 and encodes 549 amino acids. Gene Ontology annotation, molecular function: DNA helicase activity. NCBI's taxonomy places the organism in Eukaryota, Metazoa, Arthropoda, Insecta, Hemiptera, Cicadellidae. Gene Ontology annotation, biological process: DNA repair; telomere maintenance. The transcript has a single exon.